AUGAACAAGAAGACGAAACAACAAAAGCUCGAGACAAUUCAUGACGCCCACGCGAAUCUUGUUACAACAUUGAAAACUGCGCCCGAAGCUCUUGAAAAGCCUCUGCUACAAUCCAUUGCUCUGAUUCACACGAAUCACAAGAAUAUCACCAACCAGGCUCAACAUCUGGAAGAGUCCACUGAAAAGCUGACCAAACUCAACAAGCAGCUUCAAACAGUAGCGAACAACGGCGACACCAAACUCAGAGAAACCGGCGACGUCCAGAACUGGGCUGAGAUGGUUGACGCGAACAUCAGAAUGAUCGAGAAGACGAUUCAGAUCAGAAGGCAGAACCAAUUGUAA
This is a messenger RNA of Yarrowia lipolytica CLIB122, 342 nucleotides long. RefSeq lists its product as uncharacterized. Gene Ontology annotation, cellular component: BLOC-1 complex. Gene Ontology annotation, biological process: endosomal transport. The record is from RefSeq and is a predicted model, not a curated record. NCBI's taxonomy places the organism in Eukaryota, Fungi, Ascomycota, Dipodascomycetes, Dipodascales.